This is a messenger RNA of Symbiodinium pilosum, 1482 nucleotides long. The record is from the annotation of a GenBank genome assembly. Lineage: Eukaryota; Dinophyceae; Suessiales; Symbiodiniaceae.
AUGGACCACAUGCUCGCAAAAAAGCGGCUCCUCGCCACGCCCAGGCCCAAGCCCCGUAAAGGGCCUUGGAGCUUCGAGGCCCAGCUAUGGGGCUUGCUGCAAACGGUGCCUUCUCCGGAGCGGAAGGAGCUCCUACAGCACCUAUCCGAAAGUCAGCGUCGGGCACUGGAGCGCUGGGCUCUCCAAGCAAAGGCUGCAGCUCCUCCGGAGCUUGGGGCGGUGCCAGCUGAAUGCCCAGCUGAGGGCGAGAGAGCCCGCAGAGCUCGGCGUAGGGUGAAGGCUGCUGCUUCCAUGGAGCCCAAAGCAGCCGUAGCCCGGUGCCUGAGUGAGGGCAAGACAGCCUGCAAGUCAAAAGCAGGCAUCCCCUUCGUAUGCAGCCAUCGUGGCAGGGGAUCGCUUCGCUUCGAUGCGCGGGUCUCCUGCUGGCCUUUCCUGCUAAUCACAAAGAGGUCCGCCCACCUGCCCACGGUUCUAAGCCAGCGGGAAAUACUGCUGGCAGUGCAGCACCGCUUCUUGCAGUCGCAGGAUGCCGAGGCCUCCUGGCAGGCGGGAAUCGGCACCCACGAGAUGCAGAAGCUGAAGUGGCAGCGCUUCGUCCGUGCUGUUUCGGCAGAGUUCGAAGCUCGGCAGAUGAGUCUGACCUCCGACUGUGGGAUUCGCUUUGAGGCUUCUGUCCCGGCCAACUUCUUGCUUGGAAAGAGACUUCAGACUCCCCACUUCGCUGUUUCAGAAGCUGGGCUGCAAAAAGGCUACGAGGCCUGGCAGUCCUUGUACUCCGUGCACUCACGCAGCCUUGCAGAAGGAGUGCGAGGCCGCACGAAUCGCUUCUCGGCGGUUGCCUACAGUGCAGAAGGCCUUCAGGAAGCUUGGCAGAAGGUCCGGAAGUCCUAUGCGCAAUUGUGGCAGGCAGCUGGAUACAGUGCCAAGCGCUUGGAGGCGAAAUUGGCCCUCUUGGAGCAACGCUUCCUGAAGGUCCACUCGAAGAAGCGGACGCAGAAGAUCUCUCAGCUGGAUGGCCCGGCUGUGGAUCAAAAGGACAUGAUGCGGAUGCUGUCAAAUCCAGCAGUAGCAGCUGCCCUGCAGGCCAAGGCAGCCCCUGCGCCUGCUGCCACCAAGUCAAAGGUGGAGGUGCGAGUGCGCGAGGCUGGUGAUGAGGCAGGCGCCUAUCGCCGCGUUGUUCUUCCAGUGGAGGGUCCAGGUGCAAGUGCCCCAACAUUUGCACAGGUUGAAAGCCGAGUGGCGGAGAAGUUUGCAUCCAAGCGGGAUGCAGCCGGAAAAGAGGAUCGGCAAGAAGUCCACCUGGGCCUUUCGGAUGCUGUUGGCAAUGUUUACACAUUUUCUGAGUGGUUCGGUUGUCUUCUAGCUGCAGGGGGAGUUUGGUUCACGAGGGUGACUGGCGAUCCACAGGCCUUUGACCCAGCCCUGCGCUUCCUGUACGGAGGGGUUCACUACGAGGGUGCGGUGAAGACGCUGGGGGCCUAG